GGCCCAAACUUCCCGUGUCCCUAGCCCACGAUUAGCUCAGCCUCUAAGCCCGAUACUUGUGACAACCAUUUCUUCUCCGCUUCACGCCGUUGCCCACGGAGGUCCGCCACUCUCUUGCUUUCUCUGUGUGUGCCAUCGCAGAAUUUCAGAUCCCUAGAUUCGUAGGUUAAAGCGUAGGAAGGAAACGGAAAGAGAAUUUUCCUAAUACACAACUAUUAUCCAUCUCUCCUAAACACCCAAACUCCAAUUCAUCACCCUUGCCGGUGCUUUCUCCCCCUCUUUUCUCUAGAAUACGCCUAGAGACAGUACCAGGACCAGUUUUUUACCCUUCUCUGCCGCCCCUCCUCUCUAGAACACAUUGAGAGAGAGAGAGAGAGAGGAUGAAUCAUAAUCAGCAACCGGGUGAUGGUACGCAUGAAGAUGACGCUGCGCUCUCUGAUUUUCUCGCAUCCUUAAUGGACUACACUCCCACCAUACCAGAUGAGUUGGUCGAGCAUUACCUAGCCAAGAGCGGGUUUCAAUGUCCCGAUGUUCGACUAAUUAGGCUGGUAGCUGUUGCUACACAGAAGUUUGUAGCUGAGGUUGCAACUGAUGCUCUUCAGCAGUGCAAGGCAAGACAGGCUGCAGUAGUUAAGGACAAAAGGGAUAAGCAGCAAAAGGAUAAGCGCCUAAUAUUGACGAUGGAGGACCUCUCAAGAGCACUGCGUGAGUAUGGCGUGAAUGUUAAGCACCAAGAGUAUUUUGCUGAUAGCCCUUCAACUGGGAUGGAUCCUGCUUCAAGAGAUGAAUGAGCUUUGGGUUGAAUCUAUACUCAAUUCGUUUUUGAAGUCCUAUGAUAUGUAUCGGUUGUAAAAGAAGUGCAAAAUAACUAUGCGAUCUUAUUCUGUCUGAAUGUUGGCCGAAUGGUGAUAUUUUUAAUACCUGGUUCUUCCCGUUGCUUA
Juglans regia (Persian walnut) is the source of this 941-nucleotide messenger RNA. Its product is annotated as transcription initiation factor TFIID subunit 10. The transcript has 7 exons. Gene Ontology annotation, cellular component: nucleus; SAGA complex; transcription factor TFIID complex. Gene Ontology annotation, biological process: transcription initiation at RNA polymerase II promoter. The record is from RefSeq and is a predicted model, not a curated record. Gene Ontology annotation, molecular function: RNA polymerase II general transcription initiation factor activity; promoter-specific chromatin binding. Bases 381 to 791 code for a protein of 136 amino acids. NCBI's taxonomy places the organism in Eukaryota, Viridiplantae, Streptophyta, Magnoliopsida, Fagales, Juglandaceae.